UGAAACGUCAUAUACUUCACCUCUUUUACUGAUUGUUGUAGCUGCGUGGUAUAUCAGUGAAAAAAUAAAUAAAUUUAGUUUUGAAAGUGUUGCACAAGUGCAUUUUACCAUCAGAAAAUGUCUGAUAGCAGUGGGUCGGACAAUGAUAGCGUUGUAUCUAAUCGAUCGCGCAAAAGUGGUGUUUCAAAUCGAAGCCGCUCAAUGUCGCGUUCAGCUUCUCGAUCUGUUUCUAGAUCUCGAUCUCGUUCGCGUUCUAUUUCGAGAUCCCGUUCACGGUCGGUGUCAGCUGGAUCACAAUCUGGGUCAGAUGCGGAACCACGGUUGAAGAAAAAGCGUAAAAUUUCUGGUGAUCGUGGCUCGGAUGAUGAAGAGGAAGUGGAAGACGAACAGGAACCUGAAGGAGAAGAUUUAGAUUCAGAGGAGUACGAGGACGACGAUGAGGAUGACCGUCGUGGGGGAAGGAAGAAAAAAAAGAAAGAACGUUUUGGAGGAUUUAUUAUUGAUGAAGCCGAAGUUGACGAUGAGGUUGAUGAAGAUGAGGAAUGGGAGGAAGGAGCUCAAGAAAUCGGCAUUGUGGGAAAUGAAGUCGAGGAAUUUGGACAAACGGCUCGGGAAAUUGAAAACAGACGUCGUGGCACUAAUUUGUGGGAUAAUCAGAAAGAGGAUGAGAUUGAAGAGUAUUUACGGAAGAAAUAUGCGGACGAAUCGAUUGCUCGGAGACAUUUUGGCGAUGGUGGUGAGGAAAUGUCCGAUGAGAUUACUCAACAAACAUUACUUCCUGGAAUUAAGGAUCCGAAUUUGUGGAUGGUCAAAUGUCGAAUAGGGGAAGAGAAGGCGACUGUUUUAUUGUUGAUGCGUAAAUUUCUUACAUACUCUAAUACGGACGAACCUUUGCAGAUAAAAUCCAUAGUCGCUCCAGAAGGUGUUAAAGGAUAUGUUUACAUUGAAGCAUACAAGCAAACUCACGUUAAGGCCGCUAUCACCAAUGUGGGAAAUUUACGAAUGGGUAUUUGGAAACAGGAGAUGGUUCCAAUUAAAGAAAUGACAGACAUUUUAAAGGUUGUGAAGGAACAAACGGGACUGAAACCAAAGCAAUGGGUUCGUUUAAAGCGAGGAAUCUACAAAGAUGAUAUCGCACAGGUAGAUUAUGUAGAUCUUGCUCAGAACCAAGUGCACUUGAAAUUGCUUCCCCGCAUUGAUUAUACACGCUUGAGAGGCGCCUUGCGUACCACGUCUGCUGAUAAUGACGAAAACAAGCGGAAAAAGAAAAGACGGCCUGCGGCAAAACCAUUUGACCCAGAAGCAAUCCGUGCAAUUGGAGGAGAGGUUACUUCUGAUGGAGAUUUUCUAAUUUUUGAAGGUAACCGUUACUCCAGGAAAGGAUUUUUGUACAAAAAUUUUACAAUGUCAGCAAUUCUGGCUGAUGGUGUUAAACCAACAUUGGCUGAAUUGGAACGCUUUGAAGAACAGCCAGAAGAAAUUAACAUUGAAUUAGCAGUUUCGACCAAGGAGGAUCCUGUAUCGUCCCAUUCUUUCUCAAUGGGUGAUAACGUUGAAGUAUGCGUGGGUGAUUUGGAAAAUCUACAGGCGAAAAUUAUUGCUAUCGAUGGCGCAUUAAUUACUGUUAUGCCGAAACAUGAAGACCUUAAAGAUCCUUUAAUAUUUAAAGCUUCUGAAUUACGAAAGUACUUCAAAACUGGUGAUCAUGCAAAGGUGUUAGCAGGCCGCUAUGAAGGAGAAACUGGUUUAAUAGUUCGUGUUGAACCGCAGCGUAUUGUAAUGGUAUCUGAUUUAACAAUGCACGAGUUGGAAGUACUGCCACGAGAUUUGCAGCUAUGCAGUGAUAUGGCAACCGGCGUGGAUUCGCUGGGUCAGUAUCAGUGGGGAGAUUUAGUACAACUAGAUGCACAAACAGUUGGCGUGAUUGUGCGCUUGGAAAGGGAAAACUUUCACGUGCUUGGAAUGCACGGAAAGGUUAUGGAGUGCAAACCAGCUGCUUUGCAAAAGCGCCGCGAAAAUCGAAAUACACUUGCUUUGGAUUCAGAACAAAAUCCAAUACGUCGUCGGGACAUAGUUAAAGUUAUGGAAGGUCCGCAUGCCGGCCGUGAUGGGGAAAUCAAGCACUUGUAUAGAAAUUUGGCUUUUCUGCACUCACGAAUGUAUACCGAAAAUGGAGGUAUAUUUGUAUGUAAAACCAGACAUCUUCAGUUAGCUGGAGGAAAUAAAUCGCAGGGCAACGCGCUUAUGCCUAUUGGACAAUUUGGUUUUAUGUCCCCCCGUAUACAUUCACCGAUGCAUCCAUCUGGUGGUCGAGGUGGUCGUGGGGGAAGAAUGGGUGGCCGCGGUGGUCACCGCGGUGUUAGUCGGGAUAGAGAAAUUCUUGGCAAAAGUAUUAAGAUCACUGGAGGGCCAUAUAAAGGUUCUGUUGGCAUUGUUAAAGAUGCUACCGAAAGUACCGCUCGUGUUGAGUUGCAUUCUGCUUGCCAGACAAUAUCGGUUGAUCGAAAUCAUAUUGCCGUAGUUGGACCUACUCCGAAGGAAGGUUCUGUUUCAAACUAUAUUCGUACUCCGAGUCGCACUCCUGGCAGUAGUUAUGGAGCCCAAACACCAGUUUACUCGGGUUCGAAAACUCCGCUUCAUGGAUCUCAAACUCCUUCAUACGAUAUUGGAAACCGCACUCCUUAUGGAUCAAUGACUCCAUCCCACGAUGGAAGCAUGACCCCCCGACAUGGAGCUUGGGAUCCAGCGGUAACAAAUACACCAGCCCGUUCGAACGACUUUGAUUUCAAUAUGGAAGAACCAUCUCCAAGUCCAGGCUAUAAUCCAAGUACACCUGGUUACCAGAUAAACACACCAUUCGCUCCACAUACUCCCGGCAAUAUGUUCAAUACAGAAUCAUUCAGUCCAUAUCAGCCAAGUCCAAGUCCCAGUCCUUCCUCCUAUCAAGUGAAUUAUAUGGGCACUCCUUCGCCAAGCGCUUACUCUCCGGCCACUCCAGGCGCUCCACAGUCGCCUUAUAACCCGCAAACUCCGGGCGCUAGCCUCGAUUCACAGUACGGCGAGUGGUGUACCACGGAAAUUGAGGUCGAAAUUCGUAAUCAUGAUGACUCUGACCUGGCGGGUCAAACUGGAUAUAUUCGAACUGUCAACAGUGGCACUUGCUCGGUGUUCUUGCCAGAAGAGGACCGAGUUGUAAAUGUGCCUUGCAAUAAUCUGGAACCUGUAGUUCCAGGGGCCGGUGAUCGGUUUAAGGUUAUUUUCGGCGAAGAACGUGAAACAAUUGGUGAAUUUUUAUCCAUGUCCGGCCCAAAAGAGGCAGUCGUGUCCAUCAAUGGCAAAAAGAAGUUGCUGCCUAUUAACUAUUUAUGCAAAAUUAAAGUCGAUUAAGAGGAUUACUCGCAGAUGUAUUUUUGUUCUAAAGCUAGCAGCAACCCUUUAUCAAUUUGAUUUGUCCACGGAAAAUAUUAGACAACGUAAAAUUAUAUUUCAAUCAAUUCUUAAAAGUUGUAGCAUAUA
Wyeomyia smithii (pitcher-plant mosquito) is the source of this 3516-nucleotide messenger RNA. It is a transcript of the gene Spt5, whose product is annotated as transcription elongation factor SPT5. Gene Ontology annotation, biological process: regulation of transcription by RNA polymerase II; regulation of DNA-templated transcription elongation; transcription elongation by RNA polymerase II. Gene Ontology annotation, cellular component: DSIF complex. The record is from RefSeq and is a predicted model, not a curated record. The coding region runs from base 118 to 3387 and encodes 1089 amino acids. NCBI's taxonomy places the organism in Eukaryota, Metazoa, Arthropoda, Insecta, Diptera, Culicidae. Gene Ontology annotation, molecular function: mRNA binding; protein binding. The transcript has a single exon.